AUGUCGACCUCCACACCCUCCCCCCGCUCACGACGCGCCCACACAGUCAGCGGCACCAAAACGCCCGGCCCAAAAGUCCUGCAGUCCAACUCCCCCAAAAAGCAAUACCUGAUCCUCUACAAUUUCGCCUCGGCGCUCUCAUGGCUCGUCGUGCUCGGUCGCGUCGUGCUGCUUGUGCCGAUGGUGGGCUUUGGACGUGUGUAUCCGGCCGUGGGGUACUUUGCGAAAUGGACGCAGACGGUUGCACUGUUGGAGGUUGUGCAUGCUGCUACGGGCAUCGUUAGAGCGCCCAUAAGCACAACAGCCAUGCAAGUAGCCAGCCGUAUCCUCCUCGUCUGGGGCAUUGUGAACCCAUUCCCCUCACUCGCAAAAUCGGCCGCGUAUUCCAGCAUGCUACUCGCGUGGAGCGUCACCGAAGUGAUCCGGUACUCCUUCUUUACGUUCAACCUGAGCGGGUAUAGUCCGGGCUUCAUCAGUUGGUUGCGGUAUAAUAUGUUCUUUGUGCUGUAUCCCCUUGGGAUUAGCAGCGAGUGUUGGUUGAUCUACAAGGCGAUUGAGCCGGCGAGGGAGCUUAGGGUGGAGUAUGCUUGGGUGUUGCAGUUUAUUCUGGGUGUAUAUGUUCCAGGGUCGUAUAUCCUGUUUACGCAUAUGAUGGCUCAGAGGAGGAAAGUUAUGAGGGGAAAACAGGCAGAGAAGAAA
This is a messenger RNA of Lachnellula hyalina, 699 nucleotides long. RefSeq names its product putative very-long-chain (3R)-3-hydroxyacyl-CoA dehydratase. Gene Ontology annotation, cellular component: endoplasmic reticulum membrane. NCBI's taxonomy places the organism in Eukaryota, Fungi, Ascomycota, Leotiomycetes, Helotiales, Lachnaceae. The transcript has 3 exons. The record is from RefSeq and is a predicted model, not a curated record. Gene Ontology annotation, molecular function: 3-hydroxyacyl-CoA dehydratase activity. The annotation marks the transcript as partial. Gene Ontology annotation, biological process: very long-chain fatty acid biosynthetic process; sphingolipid biosynthetic process; fatty acid elongation.